GUUAUCUGAGAUAACCUUUACUGUCAAUUAAAGAAAAACAAGAAAAAAGUAUAAAGCAAUUAUUUUGCUAUCUCAAUCAGAGAGACCAAAAAUGGCGGCGAUUUUGAACACUUUAAUGCUAUGCAUAUUUUGUGCGGCAUUUUCAACAGCAGUUUAUGUAGAUGGCUGGGGAAGCAGCUCUAGCUCAACAGCUCAUAGAAAUCCUCAAUCUGCCACUUGGGAAAAAAUAUUCGAAAGCAAUACCAGAUCAUCGGUACUUCCCUUGUUUAGACAUGAAAAUAAGUUAUAUUACAUGGGCGUACACUUUCGGGCAAGAUGGCAAAACGCUUUCCAAUUCUGCGAAUCACUUCAUAUGAAACUUCUAACAAUACAUUCAGACGAAGAAAACGAAAGAAUUCAUAAAUAUAUUAGAGACGCCAGCAAAGGUUCCGAAUACUGGAUCGGAGGUACCCGUUUGGUAGAUGGAUUCAGCUGGGUAUGGAUGCCAUACGGAUCGCAAAUCGACUACACUAAAUGGUCUAACGGUCAACCGAGUGACAUUAACGAAAAAUGUUUGCAGUUAUGGAUUACUGACAAUAAGUUAACAUGGAACGACCGUGACUGCAACGCUGAGUUCUACUUCAUCUGCGAAAGGUAUAUGGACUCAAAUAAUAGUGGACCUCCAGGAGCAUCACUUUAAUGGCUUAUAUUAAGUUGCUUUAAUUCUUUGUGUCAAUAAAAUACUGCGCAUAAUAUUAUGUUUUUAGUCUCUUUGUCGUAAUUUAUCUUAGAAAGGACAUUUUCUUUUGAAAGCCCUUUGUUAUACCUGCACAUGGGAUCGAACCCUUAGUGGCUAUGGUAAAAUACCACCAUAGUCACUGAAACUUCACACUAGGAGAUCUUGAUGUGAUGUAGUUUUCAUAAUAAGGCGGUUUGAAUAAAAACCUCUAAAUAUAAUAAAUAACCGUAUAUAGGAUGAUAAUUUAAAAGCUUUUCAUCGGCAACAUCUUCACAUCUGUAAGUAAUGUGAACAAUCGGAAAGAUAGGUCAUGUUUUUUAAGGGUCAGU
Messenger RNA from Diabrotica balteata, 1047 nucleotides. The record is from the annotation of a GenBank genome assembly. Lineage: Eukaryota; Metazoa; Arthropoda; Insecta; Coleoptera; Chrysomelidae.